AUGGUUGAAGCGGCUUCCUGCGCACAAUACGGAUAUAAUUACUUCGAGAAGAAGCAGCUGCCUAUGUUUCCCGCUAUGGUCAUGGCGUUCCAUGCUCAGCCGAUUAUUGAUCUUGCAAUGGAGGCUGAGCCGGUCAAUAUCCAUUGGGACAAAAGAAGCUACGAGCACAUCCACGAUAUUGCGAGGAGGCAAAUCAUGUCAUAUGUUGGAAUAGAAGUGAAGGACAAGCCGUACAAUUUCAUACUCGAGAUUACGCAUAGUGGCCUAGGGCUUGGCUACAACCGGGAAACAGAUGAGGCGAAGAAUCCUCUCAACGGCAAGCUGAUUAGAGACGAAAAGGUCAAGUUCGAGAGCCGAGUUGAUCGAGUCUUGAUAGAUGUUGCAUUGGAGCUGCGGGAAAAGAACUCCGAGCUACUCUUCAGCUCGUGCACAAGGCUGCCUGACUACAUCAUAGACCAUAAAAACUACAAGGCAAACUGGCAAACGUCACGACUAGAAGCAUGGAAAGAUGCCGAUACAGACGAAAACGGAAUCUCGGCGGCCUUACGAGCUAUCCAUGGCGGCCUAUAUCCCCGAUCUGAUAUUGUAGUUGCCGAUGAUCCCCUCGCUGAAAUUGCCGCACGGUCUUGGAUCGAUCAAGAGUUUGGGUUGGAUCGACGCGAACUCCUCAACGGUGUCUCCUAUUACGACUGGCUGGAGAAAUCUCGUGGGCGUAAAACCUUUGCUACCGAAUAUCGGAAGAGAAUGAUCGAGUCCGUGAAGAAGCUUAAUGCAAGUUUCAAGGCAAACACAUACGGAGAAGCUUUUCCCAACAUGGUCUCGAAUCCAACAUGCCCCAAUAUUCCCGAAGGUCCACGCAUCACAAAUGAAAGAAUCAACCAAUGGUUGGCAGCGAUGAAGGAUUUGACAUAUACCAUGGACACGCAAAAUGUCGUCUCGAACUCUAGCAUUGGGGAAGAAGGGAAUAUGAGGGACGAAUGUAGUAUGAUAGACGGUCAAGACGAGCAGACUCGGUUCGCGAUUCAGAUCGAGGGCAAAAUGGGCCUUGUGUUCGAUUUCCCUGGUGAUGCAGACCGCGCAUUGUCCAAGCUGCGCGAGCAAGGAUUCUCUGGCGGCGCCGACGCUACCGUAGCCCAAGAGACCCUCGCUGCCAUCACGAUAGGUGCCGCUACAUUCAGAUUCAUCAGCAAGAGCACAUUCAUUGAACCAAUCUUCUCGAUGAGCGAAAAAGCAGCAUACGAAGGCGAUGAUGUGCUUCUCAAGAAAAUCAUUGCUGACGCUAGGGACAUUGAAAGAAUGCCUCCACUUAUGGCGACCGAGCUGGGACUCGCAUGCGAGCAGGGCCAUCUCGCGGUGAUCGACCUGCUGCUGAGUCACAUGCCGAACAUCAAUAUAGCAGGCCGAAAUGGUCUUCCGCUGGCUUUGGCUUGUGCCAAAGGACGCGAAGAUGUUGUCCGAAAGCUCUUGGAUCAUGGUGGCGAUGUCAACUUUGCCAUACAACUACAUGAAAAACCUCUGAGUGCGGCUUGUAGAAGCGGCCACAAAGGUAUCGUCGAGCUUCUACUCAGGAAAGGAGCUGAUUCAACGGAUCGAUCACUAUUUAACCCGAUGGCUCAAGCGGCGAGUAACGGCCAUACGGAUAUCGUCAAAAUACUACUUUAUCACGAAAAACGACGUUUAAUGCCGCGCUCCGUGGCAGAGUCCACCAAGUAUGCACUUCAUAAUGCGUGUCUAUACGGCGAAAGUAGCACUGUCAAGCUGCUUCUUCAAGAAGGCGCGGACAUCAACCUCCAAGGUGGUCACGAGGGUAGCCCCCUCCAUGCGGCAUGUUCUCAGGGUCACAUGAAAACCAUCUACAUUCUACUCGAGAACAAGGCCACUAUUGAUCUCGUGAGAAACGGUGAGACCGCAUUAGAAGACAAGGAAUACGGAAGUGGCCUUGCUACUACUACGGACGUGGCGUCCGGCACAGCCUAG
Molecule: messenger RNA, 1977 nt
Organism: Colletotrichum fioriniae
Lineage: Eukaryota; Fungi; Ascomycota; Sordariomycetes; Glomerellales; Glomerellaceae
Source: RefSeq, a predicted model, not a curated record